Messenger RNA from Formica exsecta, 2386 nucleotides. RefSeq names its product ribose-phosphate pyrophosphokinase 1 (gene Prps). Gene Ontology annotation, molecular function: magnesium ion binding; ribose phosphate diphosphokinase activity. NCBI's taxonomy places the organism in Eukaryota, Metazoa, Arthropoda, Insecta, Hymenoptera, Formicidae. Gene Ontology annotation, biological process: purine nucleotide biosynthetic process; ribonucleoside monophosphate biosynthetic process; 5-phosphoribose 1-diphosphate biosynthetic process. The transcript is spliced from 8 exons. The coding region runs from base 525 to 1721 and encodes 398 amino acids. The record is from RefSeq and is a predicted model, not a curated record. Gene Ontology annotation, cellular component: ribose phosphate diphosphokinase complex; cytoplasm.
GCACAAACGUAAUUUCAAAAGUUUAUAAUUAAAUGAUCGAUAUAUAUUGGCAGAAAAAAUUAUUAGAAAUGGAAAUGAUAUUAAAUUUAAAAACAAUUGAAACUUAAGAAGACUUCAAAUCAUAGUAGUAUAGCAAUGGAAUGUUUUUGACAGUUUCAAUAUACAUAUAUGACACUUGUUUUGCAAUCAUCUGUUUUCCAGUGAGAAAAACAUAAAAAAUGGUUACAUGUCAUUACAGCAUGGAUAAAAACUUAUAAGAGCAAGCAAACAUAUUGCUAAACUAUGCUCCUACGUAAAGUUUAUAUAAUAUAUGGUUCUAUGUCAUAAAUUUCGCAAUAAUUUUCACAAUAAACAUGUGAUCAUAACCUAUGACAUUUUGCAUGAUAAGAGAAAUCUCGACUUUUCAGUGAUAAUUCACAAAACUGUCAAUGGUAUGGCAUUUGUGAUGCCUUGACAUAAUUCAAUUUCCUGAAGAGACAUGUGGAUACAUUUUAUCGCAACAAACUUUCAUGUGAAUACACAGAAUGAGCAAUCUGAAAAAGUGUAAAACUACUAAAGGAUCUCAAUGCAGGCGAGAUCUCAGACAUCAUGUGAUGCCCGUGUCGCAGCCAGUGCGUGCCAAGAGUUUGUUACGCGCAAACUUGGAAAAUUCACGUGUGCGUGGCUUGCAGAGCAGAAUGCCGAAUAUCAAGGUCUUCAGCGGGACCUCGCAUCCGGAUCUCGCCCAGCGGAUCGUGGAUCGGCUCGGCAUCGACAUCGGCAAGGUUGUCACGAAGAAAUUCAGCAACCUCGAGACAUGUGUGGAAAUCGGAGAAUCUGUCCGUGGCGAAGACGUAUAUAUCGUGCAAAGUGGAAGCGGCGAGGUAAACGAUAAUCUAAUGGAGCUACUGAUCAUGAUCAACGCUUGCAAAAUUGCCUCCGCAUCUCGAGUGACAGCAGUCAUUCCUUGUUUUCCUUAUGCAAGGCAGGAUAAAAAAGACAAGGGCAAUGAUGGUGGAGACUCUAAAAAUCAGAUUGUCAUGAAGUCGAACGAGUGGAAAUUCAGGGAUAUUCUGCCCGACCUGUCUACAAGUCGCGCGCCGAUCUCCGCGAAGCUAGUGGCGAAUAUGCUUUCCGUAGCGGGUGCUGAUCACAUUAUCACAAUGGACUUACACGCUAGUCAAAUACAAGGAUUCUUUGAUAUCCCAGUUGAUAAUUUAUUUGCCGAGCCAGCUGUCCUCAAAUGGAUUAAGGAGAAUAUUGUUGAAUGGCGAAAUAGUAUCAUUGUCUCCCCUGAUGCGGGCGGCGCCAAGAGAGUCACAUCUAUCGCGGAUCGAUUAAAUGUUGAGUUUGCGCUCAUACAUAAAGAAAGAAAAAAGGCUAAUGAAGUCGCUAGUAUGGUAUUAGUUGGAGAUGUUAAAGACAGAGUCGCGAUUCUCGUAGAUGAUAUGGCCGAUACCUGCGGUACUAUUUGUCAUGCAGCGGAAAAGCUAUUAGAAGCUGGUGCCACAAAGGUUUACGCAAUACUUACGCAUGGUAUAUUCAGCGGCCCAGCAAUCAGCAGGAUUAACAACGCUUGUUUCGAGGCUGUGGUAGUGACCAAUACUAUUCCUCAAGAUGGUCACAUGAAAGAUUGCCCAAAGAUUCAGUGCAUUGACGUAUCGAUGAUGUUUGCUGAAGCCGUAAGGCGGACGCAUAAUGGUGAAUCUGUAUCAUAUCUGUUUUCAAAUGUACCGUAUUAGAUGAAAAUCUUCCUACUUUAAAUUGAGAUUUAUAUUAGUUCUAUUUUUUCAUGAAUUUCUAACAGUAAAUCUGACACUAAUCAAUGCAGAAUCAUGAUAAAUUUUUAGAAGACUAGAUUUAGAUAUAUAAGUCGAUUUUCUUUUCUUUAAAAUUUAGUAGCCCAAGCAUUCUUCGAACUUCUAUAGAUAGUAGAAAGAAUAUAUAAUUCUUUGUCUUGUUGGAAUUUUGUUGUGAUCAAAGUUGCAGCUUCUGCUGUAUAUAACUUGUAGCAUCCUUAUCAGUUGUUCUGCUUAAAAAAAUAAAAGAGGAGUUGAUCUUUUAUUAUAACAAGAUUAUUAAUAAUUUAAUAUAUUAAAAUGUUUGUCAAUAUGAUUAGAUGUUCUCAAUACGCGCGCACCGCACGUAAUAUUCAGGAAACAUAAUUUACUAAUUCUAAUAUCCUGUAUUUAAAUAAAAAUUUGUAAUUUGUAAUAUCUCUGCAUAUAAAAAUUUUUCAUAUAUUGAUGCUAAAAAUAUAUAAAUAAAUUUUCGUAAUUAUGUUAAAAUAACCCUAUUGUGUUGUGAUUAUCAUAGAUAAGAAAAUGGUCGUGUUUUCUUUUAAUGCGACCAUAUUUUAAUAUUUAAUAUAUCAGCCAUAUUACAAUAAAAAAAAGUUUGUAAUGUA